Molecule: messenger RNA, 1791 nt
Organism: Procambarus clarkii (red swamp crayfish)
Lineage: Eukaryota; Metazoa; Arthropoda; Malacostraca; Decapoda; Cambaridae
Source: RefSeq, a predicted model, not a curated record
AUGUUCGGGGCUAGUCUCAUUAAACCUUACAGGGUUAAAGGUGCCGCUAACUCUAGUGGCCUCGACAGGAAAGGUGCCGCUAACUCUAGUGGCCUCGACAGGAAAGGUGCCGCUAACUCUAGUGGCCUCGACGGGAAAGGUGCCGCUAACUCUAGUGGCCUCGACGGGAAAGGUGCCGCUAACUCUAGUGGCCUCGACGGGAAAGGUGCCGCUAACUCUAGUGGCCUCGACGGGAAAGGUGCCGCUAACUCUAGUGGCCUCGACAGGAAAGGUGCCGCUAACUCUAGUGGCCUCGACAGGAAAGGUGCCGCUAACUCUAGUGGCCUCGACAGGAAAGGUGCCGCUAACUCUAGUGGCCUCGACGGGAAAGGUGCCGCUAACUCUAGUGGCCUCGACGGGAAAGGUGCCGCUAACUCUAGUGGCCUCGACAGGAAAGGUGCCGCUAACUCUAGUGGCCUCGACAGGAAAGGUGCCGCUAACUCUAGUGGCCUCGACAGGAAAGGUGCCGCUAACUCUAGUGGCCUCGACGGGAAAGGUGCCGCUAACUCUAGUGGCCUCGACGGGAAAGGUGCCGCUAACUCUAGUGGCCUCGACGGGAAAGGUGCCGCUAACUCUAGUGGCCUCGACGGGAAAGGUGCCGCUAACUCUAGUGGCCUCGACGGGAAAGGUGCCGCUAACUCUAGUGGCCUCGACGGGAAAGGUGCCGCUAACUCUAGUGGCCUCGACGGGAAAGGUGCCGCUAACUCUAGUGGCCUCGACGGGAAAGGUGCCGCUAACUCUAGUGGCCUCGACGGGAAAGGUGCCGCUAACUCUAGUGGCCUCGACGGGAAAGGUGCCGCUAACUCUAGUGGCCUCGACGGGAAAGGUGCCGCUAACUCUAGUGGCCUCGACGGGAAAGGUGCCGCUAACUCUAGUGGCCUCGACGGGAAAGGUGCCGCUAACUCUAGUGGCCUCGACGGGAAAGGUGCCGCUAACUCUAGUGGCCUCGACGGGAAAGGUGCCGCUAACUCUAGUGGCCUCGACGGGAAAGGUGCCGCUAACUCUAGUGGCCUCGACGGGAAAGGUGCCGCUAACUCUAGUGGCCUCGACGGGAAAGGUGCCGCUAACUCUAGUGGCCUCGACGGGAAAGGUGCCGCUAACUCUAGUGGCCUCGACGGGAAAGGUGCCGCUAACUCUAGUGGCCUCGACGGGAAAGGUGCCGCUAACUCUAGUGGCCUCGACGGGAAAGGUGCCGCUAACUCUAGUGGCCUCGACGGGAAAGGUGCCGCUAACUCUAGUGGCCUCGACGGGAAAGGUGCCGCUAACUCUAGUGGCCUCGACGGGAAAGGUGCCGCUAACUCUAGUGGCCUCGACGGGAAAGGUGCCGCUAACUCUAGUGGCCUCGACGGGAAAGGUGCCGCUAACUCUAGUGGCCUCGACAGGAAAGGUGCCGCUAACUCUAGUGGCCUCGACAGGAAAGGUGCCGCUAACUCUAGUGGCCUCGACAGGAAAGGUGCCGCUAACUCUAGUGGCCUCGACAGGAAAGGUGCCGCUAACUCUAGUGGCCUCGACAGGAAAGGUGCCGCUAACUCUAGUGGCCUCGACAGGAAAGGUGCCGCUAACUCUAGUGGCCUCGACAGGAAAGGUGCCGCUAACUCUAGUGGCCUCGACAGGAAAGGUGCCGCUAACUCUAGUGGCCUCGACAGGAAAGGUGCCGCUAACUCUAGUGGCCUCGACGGGAAAGGUGCCGCUAACUCUAGUGGCCUCGACGGGAAAGGUGCCCCUUCCCCCAUUAGUCUUGAUCCUCUUUAG